Colletotrichum graminicola M1.001 is the source of this 1497-nucleotide messenger RNA. RefSeq names its product succinate-semialdehyde dehydrogenase. The record is from RefSeq and is a predicted model, not a curated record. NCBI's taxonomy places the organism in Eukaryota, Fungi, Ascomycota, Sordariomycetes, Glomerellales, Glomerellaceae. The transcript is spliced from 5 exons. The coding region runs from base 1 to 1497 and encodes 498 amino acids. Gene Ontology annotation, molecular function: succinate-semialdehyde dehydrogenase (NAD+) activity.
AUGGCUUCUGUACCUCAACUGAAAGAUGAGACAUUGCUCGUCGGCAAAAACUUCAUCAACGGUGAAUGGACGGACUCGGUUUCCGGGAAGACGUUCGAUGUGACUGAUCCCGCCACGGGAGACCUGAUCGGGUCGUGUCCUGAGUCCGUUGCCGCGGACGCCGAUCGCGCUAUAGAAUCAGCGGCUGCGGCGCUGCCAGGAUGGCGGUCAAAAUCCGGCCGGGAACGGUCGCGCAUCUUGCGCCGCUGGUACGAUCUCGUCAUCGAGAACAAGACGGACCUCGCCACGUUGAUCACUUGGGAAAACGGCAAGGCGCAGGCGGACGCUGCCGGCGAGGUCCUCUUUGCCGCCAGCUUCCUCGAGUGGUUUUCCGAGGAGGCGGCCCGCGUCCAAGGGGACGUGGUGCCGCAUAGCAACACCAACAUGAGGAUAACCGUCUUGAAAGAACCCGUGGGCGUCUGCGGCCUCAUCACACCCUGGAACUUCCCGGCCGCCAUGCUCGCCAGAAAAGUCGCGCCUGCUCUGGCGGCAGGCUGCACCGUGGUGGCCAAGACGGCCGGAGAGACGCCCUUCUCCGCCAACGCGCUGAUGCUGCUCGGCGAGAGGGCCGGCGUCCCCAGGGGCGUUGUCAACAUUGUCUGCGCGCUGCAAAACACCCCCGAGAUCGGCGCCGCCCUCUGCGGGUCGGACGUCGUGCGGAAGAUCUCCUUCACGGGCUCCACCCGCGUCGGCAAGCUCCUCAUGCAGCAGUCGAGCCAGACCCUGAAGAAGCUGAGCCUCGAGCUGGGCGGGAACGCCCCGUUCCUGGUGUUCGACGAUGCCGACCUGGACAUCGCCAUCUCCGGGGUGAUUGCGAGUAAAUUCAAGGUUUCCGGGCAGACUUGCGUGUGUGCCAACCGCAUAUACGUCCAAAAGGCCAUCUACGGCGCCUUUGUCUCCAAGUUGAAGGAGGCCGUUGGCCAAUUCAAGCUAGGUCAUGGGUUCGAUGGCCGUGUUACACAUGGACCUCUUGUCAUGCCAGGCGCUGUUCAGCGAGUCUCGGAGUUAGUAGAAGAUGCUGUUGUCAAUGGUGCCCGAGUGGAAGCAGGCGGAAAGGCGCGCCCGGAUCUUGGUCCCAACUUCUUCGAGCCCACCAUUAUCAGCAAUGUGAGCCCGACGGCGAGGAUUCUUCACGAGGAGAUUUUCGGCCCUGUGGCACCGAUCCUGUCCUUUGCUACGGAAGAGGAGGUGGUUGACGCGGCCAACCGGUGCGACGUCGGCCUCGCGUCGUACAUCUUCACAAACGACCUCGGACGCGCCGCGAGAGUUUCUGAGCUGCUGCAAUUCGGCAUGGUGGCAUUGAACACCGGUGUUAUUUCUGAUGCCGCUGCUCCAUUUGGAGGGAUCAAACACUCUGGGAUGGGUAGAGAAGGAAGCAAGUAUGGGAUUGACGACUAUUUGACCACAAAGACAUUGGUGACAGGCAACGUCCAAGUUGUUCACCGGUCGCACCUUUGA